Messenger RNA from Amborella trichopoda, 1614 nucleotides. Its product is annotated as protein BPS1, chloroplastic. Lineage: Eukaryota; Viridiplantae; Streptophyta; Magnoliopsida; Amborellales; Amborellaceae. The record is from RefSeq and is a predicted model, not a curated record.
CAGAUAACGUUUCUCUCUCUUCUCCCACUUGCUCUCUCUCGCGCAUUUACACCACACGUUUCUCUGUCCACCUAUUCUACGCAAUUAUCGCUCCCCUCUUAUAUUAGUUCUUCACUGUUGACCGCACUGAACUCUUUAAAGGAAAUAACGUACUUUGAACGCGCUCACGCUAUAUUUCUUUUAGUGUAAAACGCGCAUCUCCUAUAUAAACGAAGACAAAAAAUCCUUUUAACAUUAGGGUUUGGUUUCAGAACGUUUCUGCAGCUCAAGUCUAAAACCAGUUUCUCUGUUUAUCCAGAUUUGACAAUGAGUCGUCCCCAUGAUUGUCGCCGUCCCUUCUUUGCCUUCGGAAAUCCCUUUAAAACGAUGCUCCCCAAGCGAUCUUCUCUCUCACCAAAACUUGCCCCCUUACUGAAUUCCUUCGAGCAAAGCUUAGCCGAAAGAAUAAAGAGAUUAAUCCCAAAGGAGAAGGGAGAUGCCUUGACUCUUUCAUGGAUGAAAUUGGCUAUAGAAUCUUUAGCUGAAACCCACACUGAUGUGAAGACCCUCAUUAACGACCUUCAAUUCCCGGCAUCUGAGUGGGAUGAUAAAUGGAUGGAUGCAUAUUUGGAAGACAGCGGCAAGUUACUUGACAUUAGCACGGCGUUGACAUCUCAAAUCUCUAAACUUGAUCAGGGCAUGCUUAUGCUUAACUAUAGCUUACAUUUGUUAGAUUUAUCAGUUGGAUUUCCUUCAACCGAUAAGAUGUUACGAGCCCGUGAUUCCCUUCUUGAAUGGAUGUACCAAAGUGGUUCGAAAGCAUUGAGGACUGCAUCCCCGAGGAACUCGAAGCUUGAACAUUGUUCUGGGUUAUUACAGGGAAUGGCUGGAUCUCUAUGUUCAACCAAGUUGAAAUCAUCUACAAAAGGGAAGGUUUUAUUAAGAGCCCUGUAUGGAGUUAAGGCCGAGACACUUUUUGUUUGCUGUGUUUUCACAGCUGCCCUCUCUGGCACGGCAGCACCUUUAAUGGACCUUUGUGUUCCUGAUGAGUUCUUGUGGUCUUCAUCCUUCAAUGACCUUAAAACAAGCAUUAAUGGUGACAUUAGGAGAUUGUACUCCGAAGGAUCAGUUACCAUUAUUAUUAAAGAAAUGGAAGCAGUCGAUGGCUGUGUCAUCAACCUUAAUGCCAUGAUUGAAAAUGUGUCUCGUAUUUCAGAUGUUGGUGAGAAAGAAGCUACUUCUUUAGGGAAGUCGGUGAAAGAGUUGCGGGAAAGUGUGGACAAGCUUGUGCAUGGUCUUGAUCUUGUAUCGAAGCAGUUGCAUGGUUUCUUUCAGAUUGUGCUCGGUGGGAGGGAUGCUCUUCUUUGUAACUUGAGAGUGUCUGAUUCCCAACAUGAGCGGAACGAAGCUGACGUAUUUGAAAGAUGUCAGCAAUGAAAAUAAGACGGUUUGUAAAGUAGAGCGUGUGCGAUUUGGUUGGUGAUAGAACAAUUUAUAGGUUAUAGUGUCUUCUUAUGGGCUACGGUGUGAGUGUUGUGUGAGUUCUGGUAACCUUGAGGUUUGUUUCUCGGGAAGUAUUUCAUGUAAAUAUUGUAUGUUAAUUAAACUACUACUUUAAAUUCUUUUAUUUUCCCC